This is a messenger RNA of Epinephelus lanceolatus (giant grouper), 1654 nucleotides long. It is a transcript of the gene igfbp7, whose product is annotated as insulin-like growth factor binding protein 7. The record is from RefSeq and is a predicted model, not a curated record. Gene Ontology annotation, cellular component: extracellular region. Gene Ontology annotation, molecular function: insulin-like growth factor binding. Gene Ontology annotation, biological process: regulation of signal transduction; regulation of cell growth. Lineage: Eukaryota; Metazoa; Chordata; Actinopteri; Perciformes; Serranidae.
UGAGAUCAGAUCUCAGUGUGUUCAGACUUCAUCACAGUUCACAUCAGACCUCCACCUCAUCAUCAUGAAGUCCUUCAUCUUCCUUCUGUCUCUGGUUCCGGUUCUGCUCUCGGUCCGGGUCUCAGCGGGUCCGAGCUGCGGACCGUGUGACCCGGCUCAGUGCGCUCCGGUCCCGGUGGACGGCUGUGCUGCCGGCUCUCUGCUGGACGCCUGCGGCUGCUGCACCGUGUGCGCCUCCGCGGAGGGAGAGGUGUGCGGUGGGCGCCGCGCGGCAGCGCGCCGCUGCGGCCCCGGGCUGGAGUGCGUCAAAAGCGACGAGGACAAUAAGAAGAAGCUGGGAGUGUGCGUGUGUAAGAGCAACUAUGAGGUCUGCGGCACCGACGGAGUCACGUACAAGAGCGGUUGCGCGCUGAAGAAAGCCAGUGCGAGCGCAGAGAAAGAAGGCAAAGAGCCCAUCAGCGUCCAGAACAAGGGCCGCUGCGCCUCAGCUCCAGUCAUUGUCACCCCUCCAGGUGAGGUCUACAACGUGAGCGGCUCUCAGGUGUACCUGAGCUGCGAGGCGGUGGGUGUGCCCACACCUGUCCUGACCUGGAAGAAGGUCCUCAGCGGGAGGAAGAGGAUGGAGCUUCUUCCUGGAGACAGAGACAACCUCGCAAUUCAGACCAGAGGAGGACCAGAGAAACAUGAAGUGACCGGCUGGGUGCUGAUCUCCCCUCUGACCAAAGAAGAAGAAGGAUCGUACGAGUGUCACGCCACCAACUCUCAAGGAGAGGCUUCAGCUAUCGGUACGAUUCACCUGGUCGAGUCCCUCGAUGACAUCGUCAAGAAAGUGACAAAGGACGGCGAGCUGUGAAGAGGACCGUCACAGGAAACAGCUGAAGAGGAUUUUUUCAACUCUCAGUGAAAUGAUCAGAUUUUUCCUCUUCGUUUCUUUUCAUGUAUUUCUUAACAAAAAACACCUUUAGUUUUGACUUCAGUCUGAAUUUUGUUUAGUUGAGUUCAAUGAUUUAGUUUCUGUUUUAAAAAAAAAGCACUUAGAUUUAAAUCUCUUUAUUUUUUCUUUCUUGAUCCAAAGUUUUAGUUUAACUUUUCUUAUUUCAACAUUUUAUACUCAUAUAUUUUAUCAUGUAUUAUCUUUUCUCCUCUGAACAAAGAUACACUGUAAUCAAUAAUGCUUUUAUUUUGGAAAGACUUGAAUCUGAUCACAGCCAUAGUUAAACCAUUGGUGACCAUGGCAACAGUGCUACUGACCCAGGUCACCAUGGCAACAUGAUACUGAUACAGAUGGUGCUUUUAUCAUUUAUUAUUUCUUGUGCAAAUAUCUGAAAAAACUCAGUUUAAUGAAGCAGAUUUUCUUCUGAGCAGAUUUUCUUCUGAGUUCUCAGAUUACUCUCGCAGUGACGACUGACAGAAAACUAAAACUGUAUUGAUCAUCAGUUCAGGUCUGUGUAUUAAACUUUAAAGUUUUAUAUGUGUUUGAUGAACUUUUUUAUCUCUCCGAGCUUCGGUUUGUUGGUGGAAACUGAAAUUACUUUUUCAGUGUUUCCUCUCAAAUAAAACUAAUAAAAAUGGUAGUUUUUAUUUUGUUGUGUGAAACUGAUCAAUAAUCAACAUUUCUGCCGUUUCACUGUUGAAUAAACUGACUUCAACGUUU